Messenger RNA from Culex pipiens pallens (northern house mosquito), 1673 nucleotides. RefSeq names its product UDP-glucosyltransferase 2-like. The coding region runs from base 46 to 1614 and encodes 522 amino acids. Lineage: Eukaryota; Metazoa; Arthropoda; Insecta; Diptera; Culicidae. The transcript is spliced from 2 exons. Gene Ontology annotation, molecular function: UDP-glycosyltransferase activity. The record is from RefSeq and is a predicted model, not a curated record.
UGACUGUGAUCACUUCUGUGCUGAUUUCCGGUUAGUUGAAAGAAAAUGUACAGAAUCGCAGUAUUUCUUGUUUGUGCCUUUGAGUUUUCUUUUGGUAAAAACAUACUAAUUCUGUCCGGAGUUCCAUCGCCAAGUCAUUCAAUAUGGAUCCGUCCACUGGCAACGGCUCUUGCCGCCGAUGGGCACAAUGUAACCGUAGUUAGCCCAGAUAUUGAGAAGAAACCUCCAGUAAAUUUAACCUACGUUCAUCUGGAGACUCUGUAUAGUGAAAUGUACAAUACUAGUCAGCGUGAUAACUUGCAAUUUUUCGAAAUGGCCGAUGAAGGACCACUGAAGAUGCUGUCGUUCCUGGAUGAGUUCACCAUCAUAAUGUGUAAGGCAUCCAUCAGAUCGGUUGGUUUCAAGCAUCUGAUGGACUAUCCGAAGGACUUUAAGUUUGAUCUGUUCAUGAGCGAUUACAUGAUUGGUCCGUGUCUGGCAUCACUGCUGAUAUACCGCUUCGGCAGUCCACCGUACAUUCCGGUAGCUCCGUACAAUGCGCUAGCCACGUCAGCUCCUCUCAUAGGAUCGUACGCAUACUCGGCAUCGAUUCCGAACCAUUCGUUCGACGUUCCCUUGAAGAUGUCAUUCUUGGAGCGAGUACAAAACUUUUUCUACGACAGCUACGAAGAGCUGCGGAAAGACACCUAUCUCUACCCUGAAACGGAUGCCAUUAUUCGUUCGGUCUUCCCAAAUGCUCCGAGUGCUCGCGAGCUUCAAAGCAACAUAAAACUUCUCUUCAUCAACAACAACCCACUUAUCCAGUACAAAGAACCAAUGAUGCCCAAUGUGAUUCCGGUUGGCGGAAUGCAAAUCCGACCACCAAAGCCACUUCCCGACGACCUAAACCGGAUAGUUUCAAAAGCAAAAAAUGGAUUCAUCCUUUUCUCACUGGGCAGCAACGCCCGAAGCGACCUCCUCGGUCCGGAUCGCAUCCGAUGCGUCAUGACCGCAAUGAAAGCCUUCCCGCAGUUUCAAUUCCUGUGGAAAUUCGAAUCCGACGAGUCCAAACUUCCGAUGGCGGUUCCCGAAAACGUCUUCAUUCGAGCUUGGAUGCCCCAGAACGACCUCCUGGGACACCCCAACAUCAAACUCUUCAUGACUCACAGUGGUCUGCUCAGUACUCAGGAAGCAAUCUGGAAUGGAGUGCCCAUACUCGGAUUUCCACUCUUCGCCGAUCAAUUCCGAAACAUUAACUACUGCUCGUCGAUCGGCGUCGCCCAAAGGCAGUCAAUCCAACGAUGUAACGCCCAAGAGCUGAUCGAAACCAUCCGAGAGCUAACGGGCAAUCCCAGCUAUAAUGCAAAAAUGAAGCGGCUCUCGCAGUUGGUCCAAGAUCAACCGGAAACUCCACUGCAGCGUGCCGUUUGGUGGGUCAACUGGGUGCUACGGAAUCCAGAUGUGUCCGUGCUGCAGUCCAGCGUUAUGCAAAUGGGGUGGAUGCAGAAAUAUUUAAUCGACGUGUUUCUGUUUAUUGUUCUAUCUACGGUUUUGAUUGCUUUAUUAAUUAUUAUAUUUUCCAUGAAAGUCAUAAAGCAGUUAGGCAAAAGUUCAACGAAGCAAAAGAGACAAUAAAUAAGAGAUUUAUUUAAAAAAAAAAAUGUCGAAAAUAAAUAUUCAAUUUCGUUAGCACA